Branchiostoma belcheri (Belcher's lancelet) is the source of this 4512-nucleotide messenger RNA. RefSeq names its product DNA-directed RNA polymerase III subunit RPC1-like. Lineage: Eukaryota; Metazoa; Chordata; Leptocardii; Amphioxiformes; Branchiostomatidae. Gene Ontology annotation, biological process: DNA-templated transcription. Gene Ontology annotation, molecular function: DNA binding; DNA-directed RNA polymerase activity. The record is from RefSeq and is a predicted model, not a curated record.
UGCAAACGUUCUGACUACGUUUUGUUGUCAUCAUAGCGGUUCAAAGUAAAGAAAUGAGAAAUUUCUCUUUCCAUCUCUUAUCAUGAAAACUGAGCCAACAAUAGCAAACUAUCAUAGGUGACAUCGCAUACAAGCUACAAUCUUUGAAUGGUGGCUAGAACAAGCUUUGUGACCCAAAGGUACAUACUUCUUGUAGAAGUUUGUUAGUGACAAGCAGUCACCAUGGUGAAGGAACAGUUUCGGGAGGCAGAUUUGGCGAGAAGAAUAAGCCAUGUUUGUUUCGGGAUGAUGUCGGAUGAGGAGAUGAGACAACAGUCCCACAUCCACGUGGUCAGCAAAAACCUGUACAACCAGGACAGCAGACAGGUCCCUGUACCGUACGGGGUACUGGAUAAUCACAUGGGCACCAGCACCAAAGACAAGUCGUGUGAGACUUGUGGAAAGAACCUUGCAGAGUGUGUGGGACAUUACGGCUAUGUAGACCUGGAACUGCCUGUCUUCCAUGUGGGAUACUUCAAAUCCAUCAUACAUGUGCUGCAGUGUAUCUGUAAGAGCUGCAGCCGAGUUCUGCUGGGUAAAGAUGACAGAAAGACGUUCACAGACACCCUGAGACGGCCCAACCUCAGCUACCUGCAGAGGAAGGGACUCAAGAAGAAAAUCAACGAGAAGUGUCGAAAAGUCUCCUACUGUUCUCAUUGUGGAGCUCUCAAUGGUCCAGUGAAGAAGUGUGGCCUUUUGAAGAUCGUCCACGAGCGUUACAAGAGCACGAAGAAGGUCGUUGACCCGGUGGUGACAGAUUUCCAGUCGUCGUUCCAGAGCGCCGUGGAACACAACAAGGAGAUCGAGGGUCUGAUCCCGCGGGCACAGGAGAACCUGAACCCCAUGGUGGCUCUGCACAUGUUCAGCAGGAUCCCGCAUCAGGACCUUCCGUUCCUGAUCAUGGACGCUGAACACGGCCGUCCCCAGGACAUGAUUCUGACUCGACUGCUGGUCCCUCCACUCUGUAUCAGGCCUUCUGUGUCCACUGAACUCAAGGCUGGCACGAAUGAAGAUGAUGUCACCAUGAAGCUGACAGAAAUCCUGUUCCUGAACGAUGUCAUUCAGAAACACAGGGCAACAGGAGCACGAGCUCAGAUGAUCAUGGAAGACUGGGACUUUCUGCAGCUUCAAUGUGCUCUGUACAUCAACAGUGAACAGGGAGGCAUUCCCCUCAACAUGCAGCCAAAGAAACCGACCCGUGGGUUUUGCCAAAGACUGAAGGGGAAACAGGGUCGAUUCCGGGGAAACCUGUCGGGAAAACGCGUGGACUACUCCAGCAGAACUGUCAUCUCUCCUGACCCCAACCUCAGGAUAGACCAGGUUGCCGUGCCGAUCCACGUUGCUAAGAUCCUGACGUACCCAGAGAAGGUAAACAAGGCAAACAUCCAGCUGAUGAGACGCCUGAUCGUGAACGGCUGCGACACACACCCGGGCGCCAACUUUGUGGAGUCACGGGCCACGGGGGUCAAAAGAUUCCUCAAGUAUGGCAACAGGCAAAAGAUAGCACAGGAACUAAAGUAUGGUGAUAUUGUAGAGAGGCACCUGUUAGACAAGGAUGUGGUCCUGUUCAACCGACAACCCUCUCUACACAAGCUCAGCAUCAUGGCACAUUAUGCCAAGGUCAUGCCACACAGAACGUUCAGGUUUAACGAGUGCGUGUGUACGCCGUAUAACGCUGACUUUGACGGGGACGAAAUGAACCUCCAUCUCCCACAGACUGAGGAAGCAAAGGCAGAGGCUCUCAUACUCAUGGGGGUGAAGUCUAACCUGGUGACCCCGCGGAACGGAGAGCCGCUGAUCGCGGCCAUUCAGGACUUCAUCACGGGCUCGUACCUCCUGACUCAGAAGGACACCAUGUUCGACCGCGCCAAGGCCUGUCAGAUCAUCGCAUCCAUGUUGUCUGGUGGAGACAGGGCGGAGAGGAUAGACCUCCCUCCUCCUGCCAUCAUCAAACCCAUGUGCCUGUGGACAGGGAAGCAGAUCUUCAGUCUCAUCCUCAAACCCAACAAGACGUCUCCCAUCAGGUGUAACCUCAAGGCCAAGACCAAGUCUUAUACCAAGGGAGAAGAUCUCAGCACUAAUGACUCCUUUGUGAUAAUCCAGUCAGGAGAGUUGCUGUGUGGAGCCAUGGAUAAAGCCAUGCUGGGGUCCGGCUCUAAAAACAACAUCUUCUACAUACUACUCAGAGACUAUGGGGAGGAGGCUGCUGCUACAGCGAUGAGUCGACUUGCCCGGAUCUGUCCGUUCUUCCUCAGUAACCGCGGCUUCUCCAUCGGCAUCGGAGACGUCACCCCGGGCGACGGGCUUCUCUCCGCCAAGAAGAACCUUCUGGACACGGGCUACGGGAACUGUGACGCCUUCAUCCGCGAACUAGAGGAGGGAAAACUACAGAGUCAGCCGGGCUGUACUCCGGAGCAAACACUGGAGGCUGUUAUACUGAAGGAGCUGUCUGUUAUCCGAGACCAUGCAGGGAAGGCCUGUCUGACUGAGCUGCACAAGAGCAACAGCCCGCUCACCAUGGCUGUGUGUGGGUCAAAAGGAUCAUUCAUCAACAUCUCCCAGAUGAUUGCGUGUGUGGGACAGCAGGCCAUCUCAGGACAGAGAGUUCCUAAUGGGUUUGAGGACCGGGCACUCCCUCACUUCAAACGUUACUCCAAAGAACCAGAAGCCAAGGGUUUUGUAGAGAACAGUUUCUACUCAGGCCUGACUCCUACUGAGUUCUUCUUCCACACCAUGGGGGGGAGGGAAGGUCUGGUGGACACCGCCGUCAAAACCGCUGAGACGGGGUACAUGCAGAGGAGACUGGUCAAGUCUCUGGAGGACCUGUGUUCGCACUAUGACUUGAUGGUGAGAAACUCCAUGGGAGAGAUUAUACAGUUCAUGUACGGGGGAGACGGGCUGGACCCUGCUGCUAUGGAAGGGAAGGACACACCUGUGGACUUCCAACGGGUCCUGGACCACAUCAGGGCAGUUCACAGGUGCGAAGGGGAACCGGUUUUAACCGGUCCAGAGCUGGUCCAGACGACAGCUGAGAUGGUGGACAAGGCGGAGUUUAUGAGUGUCAGCGAAGAGUACAGGAAAGAAAUCAAUAAGCAUUUCUGCAAGGCCAUCAAGGAUUUUGUAGCUGAAAUUGCCAAAAGGGUGGAGGCAACACAUGAGAAAUACCAGGUCACAACAGGCCCAGCUAGUGUUUCCCAGCCUCCUGUACUACUACAGUUAGAGAGGAUCACUCCCACACAGCUGACACAGUUCCUGGUCAUGGUCAGGGACAAGUAUCUCAGGGCCAAGAUAGAACCAGGAACUGCAGUAGGUGCUGUGUGUGCCCAGAGUAUAGGAGAACCUGGAACACAGAUGACUCUCAAAACCUUCCAUUUCGCUGGAGUCGCCUCCAUGAAUAUCACCCUGGGAGUGCCCAGGAUCAAGGAGAUCAUCAAUGCAUCUAAGAACAUCAGUACCCCGAUCAUCACAGCUCAGCUUCAGGACCACUCUAGCCCAGAGUUCGCUCGCAGGGUCAAGGGGCGCAUUGAGAAGUCACUACUGGGGGAGGUAACAGAGUACAUGGAGGAGGUCUAUCUACCAGAUGACUGCUUCUUACUUGUCAAACUGCAUAUGGACAGAAUAAAACUACUGAAGCUGGAGGUAUCAGCCGACACCAUACGUUACUCCAUCUGUACAUCCAAGCUACGAAUCAAACCUGGGAACAUAGCUGUACAUGGUGAGUCCAUCCUGUGUGUAACUCCCAGUGAAACGGCCCAGAGCUCCAUGUACUACAACAUGCAGAAACUCAAGGAAAGCCUGCCCAAAGUCGUCAUCAAGGGAGUAGACUCGGUGUCUCGAGCAGUGAUCCACCUGGAUGAGAAGGGAGGACAGCAGCAGUACAAACUGUUGGUGGAGGGAGACAACCUGAGGGCAGUCAUCGCUACUCCAGGUGUAAAGGGAACCCAGACAACAUCCAACAACACCUUUGAUGUGGAGAAAACUCUGGGCAUUGAGGCAGCGAGGGUGACGAUUAUGAAUGAGAUCACGUACACCAUGUCCAGUCAUGGCAUGAGUAUAGACAUCAGACAUGUCAUGCUGCUGGCAGACCUCAUGACUUACAAGGGAGAAGUUCUGGGAAUCACAAGAUUCGGGCUGGCAAAGAUGAAGGAAAGCGUGCUGAUGCUGGCUUCAUUUGAGAAGACAGCUGACCACUUGUUCGAUGCGUCGUACCAUGGACAGGAAGAUGCCAUCUGUGGUGUGAGCGAGUGCAUCAUCCUGGGGAUACCCAUGAACAUUGGCACUGGGCUCUUCAAACUGCUACACAAAGCGGAGAAAGACGCAGCCCCAGCCAGUAGGAAACUGUUGUUCGACAUGCCAAAUUUCCAUGUGCAAGGUGUUUCGUAGGAACAUCUUUGUCAACAACUUGCCAAGCUAUACCUGGACACAUGAACACCAUGAUAGUUAUUGUACUAUUUCAUGCCUGUCUCACAGAGG